Molecule: messenger RNA, 1733 nt
Organism: Pseudophryne corroboree (corroboree frog)
Lineage: Eukaryota; Metazoa; Chordata; Amphibia; Anura; Myobatrachidae
Gene: DYNLT3
Product: dynein light chain Tctex-type 3
Exons: 5
Coding region: 262-606 (114 amino acids)
Biological process (GO): microtubule-based movement
Cellular component (GO): cytoplasmic dynein complex; cytoplasm
Molecular function (GO): dynein intermediate chain binding
Source: RefSeq, a predicted model, not a curated record
CUGCCCACUUCCUAGGGCUGGCUCCGCCUCAGCAUGACAGCAUCAGCAGUGCUAUAGUAGGAUAAUACAGGAAGCCACCGGGGUGGGACAGAACAGCGCAGGGACUUUAUUACAGCACAACCUAGAAUGUAGACUUGUUUGUAUAUUUAUUUGCCUAUAUAUAUAUAUAUAGCUUCUUCCACCCAUCACAUGAAGCUAGGGUUACAGAGCUAGAAGACAAAUACCCACUAGUGCUUUAACACCUGCUCCUGUCUGAGCACCAUGGACGAUCAGCACAAGGGAGAGAACACAUUUAAUGGUGAUGAAGCCAGCACCAUUGUAAAAGAGUGUGUAGAUGUCAUCCUGAGUGGAGUAGACUACGAUGAGAGCAGAGUAAAUGAAUGGAUGUCUACCGUGGUUGAACAAUCUAUAACCCAUCUAGUGAAGAUGGAAAAAGCAUUUAAAUAUAUUGUGACCUGUACAGUCAUGCAGAAGCGAGGAGGGGGUCUGCACAACGCAAGUUCCUCAUUUUGGGAUAAUUCUACUGAUGGGAGCUGUACAGUGCGAUGGGAAAACAGGACUAUGUACUGCAUUGUCAAUGUGUUUGCCGUGGCCAUACAGCUAUAGCGCAGUGUUGGAAAAUGAUAUGUACCUCCCCCAGAGGCUGGGACGCCUGUGAGAAACUCAGAUAAUUGGUGGUACCAAACUUAUGCAGCAGAACAUAGAGUAAUUGUUCAUCUGAAAUCCAAUACUCCAGGAAAUACAAGCCACUGCUUUGGUCUGCUACACAGUGUAUUACUGAUAUAUAAUGAAGUGUUAUAUGAUAAAGUGUUCAGUAAUAUGCAGAUCCUCAGGAACAAAUACAACAGUACAAUUGUAAGUGAUAUAAAGGGCCCCAGAAGACAGUGAACAUAACCGUUCUAAAGGUGGAUACACAUGGUGAGAUAUUGACUGUGUGCUUCCUAUUUUGGCUGUGGACGAUUUUGACUAUACUUUGUACUAGAUAGUUAAAAUUGACUUGCCUGCACAGUCUGUCUAACCUUGCGAUACCGACCCUGCGGGAGUGCGCAUCAGGAUCAAAUCUGUAUCGCAAGCUGGCUAACACCUUGCGAUUAGCACUAACUUUCCUUGAGGUUUUGACUAUAUAGUCAAAAUCGCAAGGUAAUAUCGCACCGUGUGUACACACCUUCAGAUGUACUAAUCCUUAAAGUGAUAAAUUGCAUGGUGAUAAAGUACCAAUUAAUCAGCUCCUAACUCGUUACAGGCUGGGUUUGAAAAACGCGAAUUAGGAGCUGGUUUACUGGUGCUUUAUCACCGUCCACUUUAUCACUUUUCAAGGCUUAGUACAUCUGGCCCUAAGUGCAUUACUUCAUAUAAUUCUACUAUAUUAUUGGUGCUUUCAUUUACAUAUUAUUUCAUAAAUACUUAAAGAUAAGACUGUACUCCUACAAUAGCAAACAUACAUCAUUGCACUGCAUGUAUUAAUAACAAUGAAUCAUAUUGAGGUGAGAACAUUCUCUGCCAGUUCAUGAUCCAUUGUAUUGCCUUUCUCUCCUCCUUGCCGCACAGCUCAGUUUAUUUGCUCUUGGACAUUUGCACUGCCGUUUAACUUUAAUCUAUUUUACAGCUAUUAAUGCAUUUUACAAUGUAAAGUUCAUUUAAAAAAAACAAAACAAUUUUACAUUGAAGAAUAUAAGAUUGUAUCAUGUAUUUAUAUAUUGGAACAUCAGCUAUUAAAAAUGUUACUUAACCCA